GAUUGCAACAAGGCGGCACAUACGCCGGGGAAGCUCACCAUCUGCUAUCACAACGGCGGCCACUACGACUUUCACUUCUUGCUGAGAGGCUUCGCGAAGCUUAAGCGCACUGCUUUGACGGCUGCUUCCGCGACGCCUGAGAAGAAGAAGCCCUCGAGCUCGGCGGGCCGCCGCAAGCUGAGAACGUUUGGCGUCAAGGAGCUCUCUAGACGGGUUCAGAAGGUCAAGCUGCAGUUUCUGGUCGACUCUCUUCCGAAGGCCGAGAUCGACGUGCUUCGAGAUUGCAAGGUCUCCAUCCUUCAGAGGAGCGGUGAGUCGAACUUGACGCUCGACAUACGCCGCCUUAGGUUCAUCGACACCAUGAACUUCUGCAAGGCCGGAUUGGGGAAGAUGAUCGAGUCUCACAAGCGGUCGGCCCUGAAAGCGGUCAACCAUCGAGGAGAAUCUCCGACUUCUGGGCUGGAGAGGGCAUUUCCCUUGACGUCUUCGAGGCACCCCGUCCUCAAGCACGUGCGGGGUUCCGCCGGUGACACAGACGCUGUGUGGGAGGCCUUGCUGCGCAAGCUGCCCAUGCCGUGGUCCUACUUCGCGGACUGCGGCGCCUUCAACAAGCCGGCGGUGUGGCCCGUGGAGUGUUACCACAGCGAGCUGUCUGGCAGAUGCUCGGAGGAGUCCCACAGGCUGCUCCAGGACACUUCGAGGAUGAUGCAGUUUGGACGGUUCAAGGAGGUGUUCGACUGCUACCUCGCCUUGGACAUCACUGCCUACGCCGACCUGAUGCAGAUCUUCCGGGAGCAUUUUUACGACGCUCACCACAUCGACCCGUUCCUCUACCCUUCACUACCUUCAGCGACUUGGGACUCCGUUCUCCGGGACAUCACUCAGCGAGGUGCCCGGCAGCUCCGUUUGAUCACCGACGUCAACGUCUACAAGGCUGUGAAGGCGUCGAUGAUGGGAGGACUUUGCACGGUGUUCAGACCGCACAGCGAGGCAAACUUCGAGGGCUUGGAGAGCUUCGACGCCGAUCAGCCCGUCAAGAGGUGCUUGUACAUGGACAUCAACUCCCAGUACCCCCAUGCCAUGACUAAACACCUGCCCUGUUCGGGUGGAGAACGAGUGUCUCUGCCCGAGGACGGCGCGAAAAGGUUGACAUGGCUCCAUGAGACGCUCGACGGCUUGAGCCUCCAUGAGGAUGCAUUGGAGACGACCUUUCUGGUGUUUGUCUCCUACGACUACCCAGAAGAAGUUCACGACGUUGUGGAUUUCCCAUCGCCUUGCCGGCUCUCCGUUCCUCCUUCAGAGGUCGGACCGUACACCAAGGACGCUAUGAGAAGAGGCAGGCCCGUUGAGAAACUCGUCCCCUAUCUUGGCAUGCACCGCUGUGAGGGCAUCCACGGCAAGCGCUUGCUCUUCCUGCGCAACCACCUCGGCGUCCGCGUCUGGGAAGUUCACGAGGCCUACGCGUUCGAAAGUCAUCCUGUCCUCAGGGAUUUCAUGGAGAAGUCGUACGCGUACAGACGACAACUCAAGGAUGAAGGCAGGGACACGGAACAGGGCUUCAUGAAGUUGUGCAUCAACAGCGUGUACGGAAAGACCGUGCAGAAUCAGGAGAAGUACCUCAACACCACGCGCUACUUCGACCCCGUCUCCUUCAGCCGGGCUCAGGCCGACCCCGCGGUCGCAGACUUCAACACAGAGAUCUUCGAGCAGGACGCCUUCUUGGGCACAGUGCGGAGGGUGCGAAGCGCCAAGAGGAACGUCAACCGCAGUCCGGUUCAGGUCGGCUGGGCGGUCUUGGAGCUGGCCAAGCUCCACCUUUCCAUCCAGUACUGGGUCGGCAUCAAGGCCACACUUCCCAAGGUCGUGCCCCUCCUGACAGACACGGACAGCGUUCUGAUGGAGGUCAUCGGCGAUGCGGACCCUGUGCCCUUGCUCGCAGAGGCUAACCUGAAGCUGCCUGUGGAGUUCGACCUCAUCGGAGACCUCGAUGUCGUUGAGUUCGAGCGCCUUUACCGCGGAAAGAUCUCGGAGCCCGCGCUGGCAAAGCUGCAACAACUUCGUGGCAAGCUCGGUGCUCUCUCGAACGAGUGCCCCAAGCACACAAUCCUCAGCGUGGUCUGCUUGGCCGUCAAGAAGUACAGCAUCCUCCUGGACUCCGACGUGCAGAUCCAGAAGGCUAAGGGCGUGCCCGAGAUCAUUCGCAAGCAGGUCAGGCAUCAAGAAUACCUCCGGAUCCACGAGGAGAACGCGAUCAGGUACGAUGCCUCAACCCAGCUGCGCUCCUCUAAACACCAAAUCCAUGCGGUGGAAGAGAGGAAGAAGACGUAUGGGGUGCUGAAUGACAAGGGCUUUCAGCUGACCAAAGAAUAUGUCCGGCAGUUAGGCCAUUGGCGCAACGCCUUCUUGGGGCUGUGGCGGCGGGUCGAGGGGAGGGCCGACAUCUUCAACCUGAUCCUGGAGUUUGAGCGCGGGCCCUUGCCUCCCAUGAGACCUGAAUGGGGACAGCCCGUCAGAGAGUUGAUGAAGAAGUCCCGCCGUUAA
Symbiodinium necroappetens is the source of this 2541-nucleotide messenger RNA. NCBI's taxonomy places the organism in Eukaryota, Dinophyceae, Suessiales, Symbiodiniaceae. The record is from the annotation of a GenBank genome assembly.